Molecule: messenger RNA, 417 nt
Organism: Cooperia oncophora
Lineage: Eukaryota; Metazoa; Nematoda; Chromadorea; Rhabditida; Trichostrongylidae
Source: the annotation of a GenBank genome assembly
AUGAGUGUAGUUCCUGAACAAGAUGAUUUGAAGAAAGCACUAAAGAUAAUAUCGACUGCCCAAUGCACGGGUUUUCAGUUCAAUUUACUCUCGCCUUCACUCUUCUCAAUCCACGAUGAAGGCAGUGAGGUUGAGAAAAGAAUGUCACUUCCGAAUUUGGUUAAAGCGUUGCCCAACAAAGAUCAGGAAGCUUGGCUCGACUUUAUAGUGGAGGCAGCAGGCGUCACUGAUGCCGUGGAUGGUACGGAGAAGAAACAGAAAGAGAUCCGUGACAAAGAAUCACGUGCGCCCGAUGGAACACCUCUUUACUUCACUAAGAAAAACGUGACCAAGAUUCUCGGCGACUCUGAAAAACGAAAGAUCGAAACAUUCGAGGAGCUGGACAGGCUGUACACAAAACCACAGGUUUGUACAUAG